Messenger RNA from Akanthomyces muscarius, 4182 nucleotides. RefSeq lists its product as uncharacterized. Bases 1 to 4182 code for a protein of 1393 amino acids. Gene Ontology annotation, molecular function: RNA binding; 5'-3' RNA exonuclease activity. The transcript has 4 exons. Gene Ontology annotation, biological process: nuclear-transcribed mRNA catabolic process; rRNA catabolic process. The record is from RefSeq and is a predicted model, not a curated record. Gene Ontology annotation, cellular component: nucleus. Lineage: Eukaryota; Fungi; Ascomycota; Sordariomycetes; Hypocreales; Cordycipitaceae.
AUGGGUGUGCCCAAAUUCUUUCGAUGGCUCUCCGAGCGGUAUCCUCCAAUCUCGCAACUCAUUGCGGAAAACAGAAUACCCGAGUUUGACUGCCUUUAUCUCGACAUGAACGGUAUCAUCCACAACUGCACGCACAAAGAUGCCGGAGAAGAUACGACCUUCCGUCUGAGCGAAGAGGAGAUGUUUAUUCGCAUCUUCAACUACAUCGAACAUCUCUUUGGCAAGAUUAAGCCGAAACAGCUCUUCUUCAUGGCCAUUGACGGUGUCGCGCCUCGCGCUAAAAUGAAUCAGCAACGAGCUCGUCGGUUCCGUACCGCGCUUGAGGUAGAAAAUGCCCGUGAAAAGGCCAUCAAGGAAGGCGUCGAGAUGCCUAAAGAAGAGCCGUUUGACAGCAACUGUAUCACACCAGGAACCGAAUUUAUGGCGAAACUGUCUCGACAAUUACAAUACUUUGUCAACAAGAAGGUCUCCGAAGAUACCGAUUGGCAGGGCUGCGAAAUUGUCCUGUCUGGACACGAAGUGCCCGGCGAGGGUGAGCACAAGAUCAUGGAAUACAUCCGAAAUGCCAAAUCGCAACCAGGCUACGACCCCAACGUGCGACACUGCCUGUAUGGCCUUGAUGCCGAUUUGAUUAUGCUGGGACUUCUCAGUCACGAUCCUCACUUUUCACUGCUUCGUGAAGAAGUCACGUUCGGUAGAGCGUCCAAGAAUAAGUCGAAGGAGCUUGAACACCAGAAUUUCUUCCUGCUACACCUGUGCAUGGUCAGGGAAUACCUGGAAAUGGAGUUCCAGGAACUAAAGCACAAUCGAGACCUCGGCUUCGAGUUUGACCUGGAGCGUGUCAUUGACGAUUUUAUCCUUAUGGCGUUCUUCGUUGGCAAUGAUUUCUUGCCAAACCUUCCCGGGCUGCAUAUCAAUGAAGGUGCGCUCGCUGACAUGUUCGAAAUCUAUAAGCGAAUUCUGCCGGAUGAAGGAGGCUACCUACAUGAGAAUGGUGUUCUCAACAUCAAGCGCGCGCUUCGGAUGAUUGGAGAGCUCGGAAAGGUCGAGCUUAAGCAGUUCGAGCACGACGUAGCUGACGAGAAAUGGUUCGCUUCGAAGCAGAUGGAGAAGAAGCUGCAGAACACAGCCACUGCUUCCACCGCAAAGACGUCCAAAAGUGGACAGCGAAUCAUCACCACAACUCAACGAGAUCUCUGGAAACAAAAGAUUCGCCCAUACGUCUCUAAACGCUCGGACGAGGCCCUGGACCUUGGUAAAGAUUUGAGUGCGGCCGAUAAGAAGUUCGCACAAGAAAUUGCCGACGCCAUGCAUCUUGAUUGGUCUACAAAAGAGGAUGACAAUGGAUUCCGACAUCUUGUACUCUCAUUCCCUGCCAAGCCAGCGGGCGAUAACGACGAUGAUGAGGAUGAAGAAGAAGGCAAUCUUGCAGCUUAUCGCGUUAUCAAAACAUACGACAAGGCUGUAGUGGUAAAUGACUCUAGCGAGGCUUCUCAGGAGGAAUAUGAGAAGCUGUAUCAGGUUAAGUACCAAGGUUGGAAGACUAAGUACUACCUGCAAAAGUUUCCCGAGUGGGAAUCUACUGCCUACUCUGACGAGCAAAGGAACCUCUGCGAAAACUACGUCGAAGGUUUGCAAUGGGUUCUUUUCUACUACUACCGCGGAAUCGCCUCCUGGCCUUGGUUCUAUAAGUACCAUUACGCGCCUCUCAUCUCCGAUGUGGUCAAAGGUGCGAAUGCGAAGCUCGUUUUUGAAAAAGGGCAGCCGUUCAAACCAUACGAACAGCUUAUGGGUGUCUUGCCAGACCGAAGCAAGAAGAUUGUGCCCACGGCUUAUCAUGACCUUAUGACGAACCCAAGCUCUCCCAUCAUUGACUUUUAUCCGCGAGAUUUCGACUUGGACAUGAACGGUAAGAAGAUGGAAUGGGAAGCCGUCGUCAAAAUCCCCUUUAUCGAUGAGAACCGCCUGUUGACCGCCAUGGCGACAAAGAAUGCGCUACUCGGCGACGACGAGAAGGCGCGCAAUGGCUUUGGGGUUCCUCUCAAAUUCACCUACUCGUCAGAAGUCAAUUUUACGUACCCUUCCCCUCUUCCCGGCAUCUUCCCCGACGUACAGAACUGUCGCUGUAUCGAGAACAUCUUUGACCUGCCCAACAUGGAGGGACUAGUCUACAAAUCAGCUCUGACAGAUGGUGCAAAGCUUAAGAUGGACGCCCUAGCAGGCUUCCCCUCCCUGCACACGCUCUCCCACACAGCACAGCUCAUUGAAGGCUACGGCAUCAACGUCUUCCAAGCGGACAGCCGCAACCCGAGUGUGAUUGUGACGCUUACUGGAACUGAGACACGCAGCAAGACGGAAACCUGGAGAGCAAGGCUAGGAAAGAAAUGCUUUGUGGGAUAUCCUUUCCUCCAAGAAGCAAAGGUUGUCAAGGUCCAAGAUGAACUUUUCACCUACGAACUCGGCGAAGAUGGUGUGGAGGUCGUCAUGAAGGACAACACAAACCGCGACUCUGCAAAUUUUGCCAAGGAAGCGGACUAUCUCGAGAACUGGCACGCAAAACGCCUUGGUGUCACGAUUGGUCAGGUUGAGUGCCUCGUUGGUGUCCACAUGCUAAAGGGUCUUCUCAAAACUGAGGAAGGCGCUCUCAUAAAGGAAUAUGCCGAAAACCCAAGUGUCCGAAGCAUAUAUGCAUCUCAGACUGUGGUUGACGAGGUUAUGAAUGAGGACGAGCGGUUCCUCGAGAAGGCUGCCCUACCGGUUGAAGAAGAGUUUCCCCAAGGCACAAGAGCGUUCUUUCUCGGCGAUUAUGCGUAUGGCCGACCUCUCGAGAUAACUGGCCAUAUCAAUGGCAAAACGGAAAUAGUAGUUUCGGUGCCGAAAACCAAGGAGCCCGAAUUCUCGCGAUCCAUCAUCCGGAAGGCCGAGAGCGCAAAUCCAUACACACCAUCUUUUGCCAUUGCCAAGCAGCUUGGGGUUCAUCCUUUGGUUCUUAGCAAAAUCACGUCCUCCUUCCAGGUACUGACAUCGGCCGGGUUGAAGCUGAAUUUAGGGCUCAACCUGAAGUUCGAAGGCCGCAAGCUGAAGGUGCUUGGUUACUCACGCAAAUCCAACACCGGCUGGGAGUUUAGUAAUUUGGCUAUUGAGCUUAUUGCCAACUACAUGGUUACAUUCCCGGAUUUCUUUGCCGCGGUGCAAAAGCAUGCUCAGAAGAGUGACAUCUACGACACCGAUUUGUGGCCCGAUCAAAGCGUCGCGUCUCAAAGGCUGAAAGAUCUCUCUGCUUGGUUGAAGAAACAAGAAACAAGCAAAUUCGAGAAGGUAACUUUGGAUGCUGAGCAGCUUGACUCGGAUAUCGUCAUGGCGCUGGCGCAAGUUGGUGAAGAAAUAUUUCGAGCGUCGCAGGAUUCUGAUAUUCGCAAACUGCGCGGUGUUCCCCGCACAGCCUUGCUGAAGCCAUCAGAUGCUGAAAUGGUACUUGGAAACCAAGCCUUCAAGCUUGGCGAUCGCGUGACGUUUGUUGCCGCGGCUGGUAAGGUGCCUAUCGCCACAAGAGGCACAGUGGUAGGCAUUAGCCGCACCCCGACAGCACUUUUACUCGACGUUGUUUGGGAUACAUCAUUUAUGAGUGGAACGACAUUGGGCGAACGUGCUCCCAUGUUCCGCGGGCAGACCGUGCCAGCCUUGAGCGUUCUCAACACCACAAACCGUCAGGUACUCUCGGCCUCGAGCAAAUCGCAGCAGCGACGCGCAGCAGCAGCCCCGAGCAAAACAACCGGUGGCUAUGGCUCUAUUGGUGUGCCACAGUACAAGGACGCUCAAGCCCCUGCACCUCUCCGUGGCGGCUGGAGUGGCACUGUGAAUGGAAAGCAGUCAUCUAGUCGAGGCCACGGCCGUGGCGGUGCCAACGGCGAGCCGAAGCUCCUGCACAGCACCAUGGUCUACCGCGAUGGACCCCAUGGCAGCUCACAGAGUACCGGGCAAGGCGCUCGGGGCCGCGCUGGCCACCGUGGUGGUGCAGCCAUUGGGCAGAACGGUGAGCAAAAGUACGGAAACGUGCCGCCUCCGGCAAACUUGGACGCUUCACGGGGUGGCCGAGGCCGUGGUCGAGGCAAUCGGGGAAGGGGACACGGCAACCGCGGACGAGGGGGCGCUGCUGGCAACCAAGAAGCCAAGACAGCAUAG